AGCAUUUUCUUUUUCAUGAGCGUGAUUUCUAAGUUUGUAAUAUCUCCGUCUCUCCCUAUUCAUGAAAAUUGUGAUCCACUCUUCGUUUUAGUACUGACGAUAUCGACGAUAUAAUCAUUUGUUCUUUGACUUUCUUGGUCCUACUUAGAUUAGGACAUCUUCGUAAAAUGAUAACGAACCACUAAUUUCCUGAUUAAAGCUCCUCUACGAGCACUUGAGUGAGGUAUUUUAGCUUCGAUUGGCCUCUGCAUCCUCUUACUUUGUGAAACAUGCAUCUCGAUUGAAAUAGAAAUUUUUCUUUUCUUUCUGCCUAAAAAGGGCAAGUGGGAGUCUUGUUGCGUGACGAGACAAGCAGUUUUACUUUCCCUCGACAUUGAUGAAUUUGAAUAUUGAGCGCUAUCUGAUUUUGAAGACAUCGCUGUAGAACAAGAUUUUUAUUUAAUAUCUUCAUUCGCUUUUUGUCUGACUUACCGCCAUCCCUCCACAAGUGUAAACACGAUGGUGAUUCCUGGUGGAGACGCGCCUGCAAUUGCCACUGGUGGAGCUUCUCCGACUGCAGCCACUGCUCCGGCAAACGGCUCGCCCUCUCCUUCAUCUCCCUUUGUGACAGCUGGACCCGUGGUUCCCGUGAGCACGGGUCGACGGAGCGGCUCGGGCGAUGCGAAGAAUUUCACCACCGCCACGCGAUCCUCUGCUGCUAGUGCCGCCACCGCGGAUGACCGCAUUUCACUGGACUUGCGUAAUCGGUAUGACCGUGUCUUGCGCGCUUUGGAGGCGAACGUGGACGUGCUCAUCACCGGCGCGUCUACAUUUAACGCCUACACGAAAGAGCAGUUCCUAGCGAAAAUCUUCGGUCACUACGAGGAAAUCUACCAGAUUAUCAUGAAGAUCGUUUCGGUACAACUUCUACUAGCAACUUUCAUUUUUAUUGAUUUUGAAUGGCGACUGCGACACCGACCAUGUUUGUAGCUAGAAGUGGCUUCAAGCUGCUAGAAUCUGAACGCAAAAAGCGAACCAGAGUCCUCAAACAACAGGACCAUGGAGAAGACAGAGCCUUUGUUCUCCUCCGUAUUGAAUCGUAGACUAUCUCAAAUAAUCUUCAUCUUGAUAAUAUUCCUGUUACUAACUUUCGUGAUUUUCUAUCCUGCAUUCGUGAACACUUACAACACUUUCUUCAGACCCAGAGCCGGGACCCGCGUGGAUUGCUCGAUACUUUUUCAGCCGAUAAUUGUGACAGAAUAGUGCGCAUAGUCGCGAUACUGCAGAAUAAUCGUGGAAUCUGCCGCAUCGCAGGUUUCGGCAAGGAUCGCGUUGCCGCAGCCGGUUUGCAGCAUAGGCAGUGCUGUUCUGCGGCUGAGAUUGUCCGCCGGAUCCUCGUAGGCAAGCAGAGCAGUAGUGCUAAGGGAACGACCACUGCGGGUCCGCAACAGCCCACCAGCGAUGAUGCUGGCAGUGAUACAACUACGAGUAAAAGCACUAGUAAGGUUGCAGCAGUGGACCGCGUUCUAAUUGACGGCUACUUGGAACAUGGGAUUACCACGCUCAAGGCCAGAGUGCGUGCACACGGAGGCGCACCCCGAAGAAGCAGUCGAAACUCAGUGUCAUCCUUGUUCGAAGCUGGCGAGCAGAACGGAGCAGCAGGAAAUGGCGAAGAUGGAUCUGCACAAGCAAGAGUGCGGACUUCCCUAGACCUCGAUCCCACGGACCUGGAACACGUGACCGCUAGUCUUGAAAAAAGUGUGGAGCUCAUAUCACUUAUGCCGGAUCACCACGUCGUUGAGGCCGCGAAUGGAGGAAAAGUUACUCGAGAUUCUGAAUCGAAAGCCAGUUCCAGAACCGUCAAAUCUGUCGCAGCUAUCGUCGUGUCAAACGCAGAGAUCUCCACACCAAUCGCAAUUACAACAACGAGAACUGCUUCGGACUCUACGCUGCAGACAGGAGAAUCUGGGAUGUCGAGUACGUCACGAAUUAUCGGGCACGGCAGUGGGGAGAUCAAGAAGACAAAACAAGCGACUAGUACAGCCAUGGCAUCAAGCGAGGCUCCUUCUACAUAUUCAACAGGCGACAUCAAGACAACCGAGCAGAGGGGUAGUAAGGUGAGCGGGAAAGAUGGAGGACUGAGCAAGAGUCAAGAAAGGGUUGCUGCCGAGCAGGAACGGCAAGGUCCGCGAAGCGUUCAUGUGGACGAGGAUGUAUGUCCUUAUCGCGUCUUGAAAUUGGUAAAUCAGGUAGAAGCCUUGGAGGGCAGCAGUCAGCAACAGUCUGGUGGAAUGGCUGCUUCAAGUCAUUACAACGGAGAGAUUAGUGCAGAGUACUUCAAGGCGCAAGAGAAGAAGAAGGAUGCUGACGGAGCAAGUCGCGGAGGUGGCGCUUCGCGAACCGUGGACUUGGAAGAGGAUGAUACAGAUAGCAUUGAGGUAGCUGCGAAACUAAUAGCGCAGAUCCGUGCGAAAGAACGCGGUAGCCGCGCACCGCAUCCCGAAGAUGUCGCCAUCGCCGAAAGCAUACGGAAACAGAUUGUUGAUCGGGAGUCGGAACGUCGCGGCCCCAAUGAGGAGGACGCGGCUCUGGCAAAGGCCUUGGCACAGGAGAUCAGAAACCAGGCUCACGCUCGUCGUGGUCCAGAUUUCAGUGACUUGAGGGUGGUAGCUGAUAUUUUGGUCCAACUGAAAGAGCGCGAGCAAGCUCAUCGAGGUCCGAGUGACGCCGAUAUCGAUCUCGCUCUCAAACUUCGCGAGCACCGAGAGCUCCAGGAACUAGAGCCGCUGCACCGCGGCCCGAGCCAAGGAGACAUUCUCUUGGCCGAGCGCCACGCACUAGAGGUGGAGCAGCAGCAACAGAAAAGCCCUGAUGGCCCUCGGCCGCAUGGAAGCGACGUAGUCAGGGGCUCCUUGGAACCGUCAGCUCCAUCAAGUCCACAGCGACAAAAUGCUCCAUCUUCAUCUAAUCAGAAGUCGUCAUCUUCACCACUAAAAGUUGAACAGCUGCCUGAUGGACAUUUUCUCGAAGGUCUGCCUGCCGAGAACAAAGCUGCGCAAAACGAACGUCCCAUCGACGCUCUGCUGGAUCACGACACGCGCGCGCCGUUUGUAGACACCGGAGAAGGUGUGACAGGCAAAACGGCACACGAAAUCUUGGAGACGCCGCUCCAACGAUCCGACCGGAAGAGCUUUGAUCGCGGUAUCUGCAACAAGCAGGUCGCAACAGCGAAAGCGUGCGCAGACCACAUCACUGCCGUCGAGGCUAAGGAACGCGGUUCGGAGAGGGGAGCUGUCGAGGUUGCGAACGACUUGGUGAAACAAAUUUCUGAGAUCGGAGUGUACAACAUCCCGCAUGGCGAGCCGGAAAUCGAUGUGGCUGCUAUGAGUGACGAUAGUGCGGUCGUCGCAGAUGAGAACGCGCCCACAGAAGAGUUGCUGACACGACCUCGCACGAGCGAGACCAAGAGCACACCCCCACUGACGCAGCGUCCGGAAGGGCAAUCUGCAGAAAGUGACGUCGUGGCGGAAGAAGAGUGCCAUGAUCUUCUUCGACCCUCAUUAACCGCAAGAAGUGUCAAGAAACCCGCCGAAGCGGAAGGUGCGAGCAAAGAGACAUCAUCUUCCCAACAAGGAGAGGAUGGUGCUACGACCGAUGUGUUUGCGGAAGACCCGAAUCGGGGAAAAGGCGGAUCUUCUCAGGAUGGUCCAUUUGCGAAUGUGAUCGCUAACCCUGUGCGUAAGAGCAAAGUUUUGCUUCGGCGAUCUUCCUGCGUCAUGGACACGGAUCACACGCAGAGAAAAGCCCACCGAAACCACAUCGAAGGCUCACCGGAGGAUGGUCCUCAGGAGGACCCGUAUGCGCCGGUUGAAGAUCCCUUGGUGCUCGCUUCUCGGAAAGAUGACGCUGUCGUGGCUACAAAUGUUAAUGCGGUUUUGAAGAACAAGAACGAGACGAACUUGGCGGCGUCCUCUACAGCAAAGGUCGUUAAGGACCCGUCUGCGGCCUCUAAUCCGGCUGCAGCAUCAGCACCAGAACAGGUUGUAUCGGAGGAGACCGCAUCUGCACCACAACAAGCAGAGUGCGUGCCAUGGGUAGUUCUUGAUGAAAAACAGGAUAAUUAUCAAGAAGAUGAUGCUCGUGGUCCUCCAGGAAGCGGUCGUAGUCGCGCCUCUCACGGACCGACGAGCGAGGACAUCGAUUUCGCGAAAUCCUUGGCGGACCAUCGGGAAUCAGAGGUAGCUGAGAAAGAACGCGAACGAGGCCCUUCGACUCAGGAUAUUGAACUCGCCAGAAAGUGUGCCGACGAUGUGAGAAACAGCCACCUGGACCAAGUGGAAAUGAAAUCUCCGGAGAGAGCGCUUCAUCAACACGACGACGCAGAGAUGCACGCACUCUUGCCAAAAGACCCGAAAAGGGCAAUUGAUACCAAUGCAGAGAUAGCAAACCGUCCAGAUCCCCAUGGUAUAGAACUCGAAGCGUUGAACACCAAUGUUGAGGUUCAAGUUGGUAACCAAUCUGCAUCCUCGAUCAAGGAUCUUCAGGAAAGACGCGAUGAGCCUUUGCCAAUCGAAAAGUUCUGUUACUUCAACGAUAUGGGAACGCUUUCGCUGGAUGGGUCAGCGGAACAGCUUGAUUUGACUCGCGAAGCAUACACACUUGAGGAGCGCCGCCAACAAGCUGAGUUAGCUGGAGAUGAAAAAGAGGCUGCGCGCUUGAAACGCUUGGAAUGUCUCGUCAAGUCGCACGUUCAGGCAAGGGGUGAGCAGGGGGAACAAGCUCUCUACUUUUCACCGAUGCCAGUACCAGUAAGCUCGCCUUAUGAAGAAGCGGAUUUUCGUGCUGAGGACGACAUCAAUCAUGAUCAAGAAAUUCAAAAUAACGCGGAAAACGGAACAAGGGGUAACAGGAACAGCUACACCAGCCCUACGAACCUUCUGGCUAGCAGCACAAUGAGCAGUCGAGUCGAGGACUUCCUGCCUCCAAGCACACAGGAUUUGAAAGAUCUUUACAUCAAUCAGGAGGAGGAGGACCACCAGCGUCAACUUCAACAGUUGCUCUACAGCGGCGCCCCAGUAGAAGCAGAGGCAACUAAAGCACCAGUUCCUCUGGUGGACGAGAAGAAGCCAGAAGAGGUAUUUUCUCCACCGCCAAGGGACGUAUCAGCUUCUCGAUUGAGGCCUGGCACUCUGCGAGAAGCUUCACCGGUUGGAUCAUACAACCAGAUGGGAGAUGUUUUCGUACGGACAGCAGAGGGUGAGGCAGCUUCUUCGUCUGAAUCAGCCGGUGACUCCUCUCAAACUGAGACGUCUCAACAAGAUUCUGAGUGCGGCAAAGCCACGCAGGGGGAUGCUGAAGAAGCACAAGGACCGACGUCUAGAGCGCCAUCUAGUAAAGUAGAACAAGAACGCAACACCGCGGCAAGCGGUUCUGCUGGUGCUGCUCGUGAAGGUAACAGCAAUAAGGCUAGCCUAGUCACCCGUGAUGUAACUACAGGCGCUGGUGGCUCCCGGAUCAACAUGUCUACUUCUACUGCUUCUAGAGUAGAAGACAGCACCACUGCGCCGAUGAGUGGCGCUCCACCUCCUGGCGCAUUAGCCAGUCCCGCGACUACAACGGCGCAGCCAAUAUCCGCAGGAAAACACGAGGUGGAGAGCAAUUUCGCGAAACCGAAUGUGGUGAGUGGAAACAACGCACAUGACCAUGAUGUAGAGAUGAAUGCUCUCUUUUCGCCGAGAGGAGACACUCCCAUGACUCGUUGGCGCCGUUCGCAGGUGGAUGCGGCGACCCAGAAAAUGUUGGAGGACCACGAAGCAACGCGGGGGGAUUUUAAGGGUAUUGGUAAGGAGAAACUACCUAAAAGCGCCAAUCCGAAAGCUGUUGCCCAUAUUGUAGAUUACGAAAAAAAGGUGCAGAGAAAGGUCGACGCAGGGACUUUGCGCCACUAUGAUGAGGAAAAGCGCUAUCAGACGGAUGGGCUCGAGUUCUACAAUCGUUCUCCUGGUGGGAAUGGUGAUGACGCAAGGAAGAACAACAUGGGUAAGGAGGCGCCACUUGCACCAUCACUGAAAAAGAAGGUGGCCGCAAAAGGGAAGCAAGCUGCAAAAAUCGACAGCGCAAUCGACAAAUGGCACGAGCAGUUCAACAAAGACGGAAGAAAGAGGUACUUCUGCUUAUCAUGUUAAUCCAAAAAUCCACUUUCCGAAGUUCAUCUCAAUAGAAUUGAUUCUUAUAAUCACAUACAACUUGUUGUCCUGCAUGGUCUACUACUGUUAAGUUCUGAUUUUAUGAUUGGCAGUCGCGAAUCCGAAUAUAUCCAAAACGAAAUCGAAAUUUUGUGAUGGAUUCACUUAUUUCACCGUACUAGUACAACUACAACGUACGACUUCACAUCAUGAUUAUCAGUUCUACCUCGCGCGCACCGACGCCGGGAGAAAGUUUGGACGCCAUGCAGAGGCAGGUGCUGGCGGCGAACAUUCGAAACGGAGCUGCUGCGGAGAAGGAAGCGGAACUCCAUCAGAGCGAGGAGGUGAUGCUUCAAAAGGGAGACGCGUUGCUAGCGAAGAGCAAGCUUCUGCAGAACCUACACUCGCGAGGUGUCGCGAAGGUGAACAUGCGAGACAUGGAACUGCACAGACUGCAAGAAGACGAUAAACCUAGAGGUCGCGGAGGUUCGCCGAAGAGAAAACAAGCAGGAAAAAAGGGCGCGCCGGCUUCUGCAUCGGAUCGCUCGAGGGGUGGAUCAAAUACAUCGCCGUCAGAUACCUCGCGGGGACGGAGCGACAGAACGGAGGUGUCAAGCAGAAGAGGAGUCUCGCCACCUAAGGCGGGAGCAGGGGCAAAGGGACAGUCGCCUUCGCCGAGAGGAGCGUCACCUUCUGGACGAAAGCCUUCGCCGAGAGGAGCGUCACCUCCUGGAGGAAAGCCUUCGCCGAGAGGAGCGUCACCUCCUGGAGGAAAGCCUUCGCCGAGCAGCAACAAACCGACCUCUGGCGCGACGAAGGCACCAUCGAGCCGCAAUCAGAACAAAGCUAGUCCUGGUAAAAAACCCAGUCCUGCCUCGCAGCCCCGCUCAGCAAGUGCCCCUCGUGGUAAGGCACCACCGCGCCGACCAGAGGGUGGAGCCGUGCCUCCUCCUGCGACUUUGACUCGGACUUCGCGUCGCUCGUCGCAACAGAAAGCACUGCCGCCGUUCGUGCCUGGGGACUGGGUAAGAAGUGGAGGCUCGACGUCUCCCGUCGUACUCUCCGGAAACGACGGCUACAUCUUUGAAGCCUCAAGCCGUGUUGACACAGGAGUCAACAAUAACAACAGCAACAAUGUGGUCACUGGAAUAGAUGCAGCUUACAGUCCGCCUAGUCGCAUUGACAGCGAAAACUUGGGAACGUCGCCAUUUAUUCCUGUGACUAAUGGACGUCCAGCGAGUGGUUUGGCGAACUCAAGCAUGAAAGCGCGCGCUGUGUCCGUUUCAGGUGCUGCGGGACGUCGCAGUAGACGCGAAGCCUCGCCUUUACCUCCAGGGGCACUGGUUCCAGAACGACCAUCCACCUUAAUGAUUGGUCCUGGUGCUGGCGCAAACACAUAUGCAACACAACAAGGUCGGAGUUCCUUUCAAGCGCAACGGCGCUCAUCCAGUCCUGUCCCUUUUUUCAAUACCGCCAGGGCGUCCUCGGUGAACAUCAUCUCGCGUCCCUCGCGCCAUCGCGAAGAGAGACGAUCCGUCACUGAGGCCAUGACAAAGGCGCAUCUCGCUCGCCACUCAGCUCGUGCAAACGAGAAGCUGUUGCUGGACUCGCAUCCGACACCAGAGAACUUAAGACGGGUGCGGGCAGCCGAAGCCGUGCGCCGUGUUUCGCUGCUGCAAGAGGCGGUGAACUACAGCUACCAGAAUGAGCUUCAGCAAGCGAAUAAACACGCUGUAGCGCAGAAAGCGGGUCCGAAUGUCUUCACAAAACCAAAUGUUGCCUACGACGCAGUUCUUGCAGAACCCAGCGUCAAGAAUCGACAAAGGCAGAGUAGCCCGUCUGCUCCGGUAGGUGGAAACAGACCGAAUUCAAAUACAUUCAGCCCUACCACGCGCACGUCCGUUGCGUCGUCUCCAAGUGCUAGACGAUCAUCGAUUCUAAAUCGGCUCCACAACGGGGAGCGAACAUCCAUACCUGGUGGAGCACCAUAGUUUUACGAUUUAAGGUCGUAUGCUUGAUCGAAUAAGAACACAAGGCUCAUGUUGUUGAGAUCACGACGUCAGUGAAUGACUAUCACGUAAUGGGUCUAAUACGUCAUAAAAACUAACAUGAUACAUAGAGUUAAUACGAGAAGAGCUUGAGCUACCGCUAAGGGAACUGUAUAAUUCGACGUAGAGGAACUUUUUUUAAUUGGGAGGAGGGACAUAAUUCUAAUGAUGUACUUACAACUUGUACUUUUGGACUUGUAGUAGCAUAAUCAAAUAUCGAUAGGGAAAACGAAGCCAGUAAAUGUAAAUCAAUGUAUAUUACUGACUCACUUGGAUAGAAGAUUGAUAAGAUGUUUUUUAUUGCCUUAGUUCCGGGCUUAUCAAAGUAUACGAAGUAAGUGCACGUCGAGUACUUGUCUAUGGUACGACCGGUUUCUACUCUUACCGUUUGGAAAAUUGCCACUGCUCGUCGGUAACGAGACGUUCUGAAUUCAAAUGAGUUCUUCCAGAUAUUAGAAAGAUGUACGGAAAUUUGCACCUUGCCCUUUCUGAAGCUGUUGCUAUGGGAAGGCUGGGGAGCGACACUAAUUUGACACUAGAGUCCGAUCCUCAUGAUAUUUAAUAACCUUUACUUCGGCGGAGGGUUCCACCAUGAUCAUUAUCAUUUUCGUUUACCAGCAUACCAUUAUCAUGAGAAAAAAACAACUGCUGAACACAAUCUGUCAUAAGCAAGCACCAAGGACAACGAGUCAAAACGGAUCCAACAUAUCUUACCAGAAUGUCAACAUAUUAAUCAUAAUCUAGAAAUCGUUAAGCAAAUAUAUAAAUGUAAUCCACCGAUUCCAAAUAAGUACAUCGAUAUCGAAACAAAAAGGUUCAGAAAAGGCAGAAGAGGCACCAGGAUACAAGACUGACCUCUACGUUCCACACAUCAGCACAUGCACGUCGAAUCCGGAAAUCCAUAAACCGCCGUGCGACGGGUAAACGUGAUCGUUAUUGUGGUCUGAG
This is a messenger RNA of Amoebophrya sp. A25, 9160 nucleotides long. The record is from the annotation of a GenBank genome assembly. NCBI's taxonomy places the organism in Eukaryota, Dinophyceae, Syndiniales, Amoebophryaceae.